UGGUAAUGUUAAUUCCUUGAAAUUUUACAGGUGAAGUGUUUAUAUUUCCAGAAAUCAUGUUUUGCCGGUGGUUGCUACUUAGUGUUGCAGGAUCCCUGUUAGUAUCCUGUCAGGUACUAGCUCAGUUUAACUCCACGGACCCUUCACUAAACUCAAUACUGACAAACGCUGAUCAGUCUAGUCCCAUCAUCCGAGCGUACACGCUGUCUAAUGAUUUCCCUAAAAGAAUGGUCAAUUCUUACCUGAAACUUCAAAGUAACAGCUCCUCCAAUAAGUUUCCGCUUAAAAUUCACAAACGCAGCAUUGAAGAAAUAACGAAGGAAAUCAAAUCAAUUGUUGGGGAUUCAAACGUACGGGUUGCAACUGAACUCCAGCAAGGCUUGUCCUUGUCAGAUGUCUCCCUCUUGGCAGUGAACAAUUCUGGAAGUUCUUCUCCAGAUGUGACAUUGAACAUCGGUAACAACAGCGUCACCAUUCCGGGCGACACGAUCCCUAUGGGACCAAAGGAAUCCAAGCAGUCGUCCAGGGAGCGUCGACAGCUUCAUUCCGGAGAAGACGAGGCUAGAACGUGCACUACACCGUCCCAAGAACUCGGCUACUGUAAAGAUUUAGCCGAUUGCCCCGAUCUCAUUUUGGACCUGAAUACCCUAAGGCGUUCCGUGUGCUUCAAGAGCAUCUUUGUCCCUGGUGUUUGCUGCCCAAAAUCUGGACAACGGAGUGACGAUACCACCACUCAACGUCCCAUUGGCGUCCAACGACCCUCGAGGCCAACUUCCGAGACGCGACCCAUUUCUCGGCCCCAGCCUCCUAAUGUGAAUAUUUACGACGCGGACCCUGCAGCGUCUCAGCCCAACCACGCCUUCGCCGCUCGGCCACACGCUCCUCCGGUUCACCCUAACGCUCGUUUCCGUUGCGGCACCGCUCGUGUCCCGGAGACGCGUGUGGUGGGAGGCCACGAGGCGGCGCGGGGCAAGUGGCCGUGGAUGGCCGCGAUUUUCCUUCACGGACCAAAAAAAACUGAAUUCUGGUGUGGCGGGUCUCUGAUCUCGGCCAAGUUCGUGCUCACUGCGGCUCACUGCACCAAAGACCCUGCUGGCAAAACUUUCAACCCACAACAAUUCACUGUAAGGUUGGGCGAUCACAACAUCUUCAGCCACGAGGACGAUCAUCUGAGCAAUCCAAAAACUUACAAGGUGUCCACGAUAAGACCACAUCCUGAGUUCAAGUCCCGGGGCUUCUACAAUGACUUGGCCCUCAUCAAACUGGCGGAAGAAGUUCUCUUCAACGACUACAUCGCUCCCAUCUGCUUGCCGCCUCCGGACAUGGCGGUCAGGGAGCUAGACCACCUCGUGGGCUUCACCCCGACCGUCAUCGGAUACGGGUCUACUUUUUACGACGGUACGGAAAGUCCUGUGUUGAGAGAAGCCAAGUUGCCAGUUUGGCGGAACGCGGACUGCGACUCUGCAUACCUCCAGCCCAUCACCGACAUCUUCAUGUGCGCCGGGUACGCUGCAGGAGGCACCGACGCUUGCCAGGGCGACAGCGGUGGCCCAUUGCUGCUGUACGGCUCCAGCCUGCAGUGGAUACAGAUCGGGGUUGUGUCGUUCGGCAAUCGUUGUGCAGAGCCUGGCUACCCCGGCGUCUAUACGAGACUCACCAAGUUCAUGCCCUGGAUUCACGACAACAUGUUAUUAUGAAGCGUGUGACCUUCAAGAUAAUAUGUUGAUGUUCUCUAGGUCUUGAUAUAGAUCUGUUGACUCGCGAUAGUACAUUCGCAUGAAUUUAAGCUACGUGAUCUUAAUCAUACGUUAAGAAAAGAAUAAGAUAACACUUAUGAAGGUAACACUGACUUGACAUUAUUUUUUUAACUGGUUUAUUACUCAUGUGAAGAUAGUGAUGAAUAUUCUUGAAAACCUGCGACGCUGUAAUGUGCAAGUCAUUGCUGUGUGAAGGACGCUUCUCGUCGAGGAAAUGCGACACAGUUUGGGUCUCAAAGAUUAAUAUGCCGCCGUUAAUGGCUAUAACAGGUCAGUGUAUAUGCGGAAAAAUACCCAAAAUUGAUCUAUUGUAGACCUAUUGUGCCUCUUGAUAGCAAAAUCUAUAAACAGCAGGUAUGACUGCCAUAUUUUUUCGUUUGCACUUUUUUACGGUUUUCAAAUUUAUUCAUGUCUAUUUACGUAGGCAUUCUUGGUUGGAGUUGACAUUCAACCUCAAGCUGAUAGAAUCGCGCGUUUUCUAUGAGUUUGCCACCUUUCUCGUAUUUUAAGAGAACUUAAUGUUGGGAUUUGUACAUACACUUACUUUUAAUUAUAUAACGGACAUCAAAAAUUUUUUGUUAUGAAGAAGCAUCGAGAGCCAUCCAAUGGAUUGUUACUAGUUUCUGGUGCCGAAAUACUAUUUUUUAUAGGUACAUCGAAAUUUGAACAUUUCGAUGACGCUAGCAUCUUAUUUCGACUAAUUCUAUUGACUCAUCGCUGUUGUCUGUUCGAGAGGUGAUUAUUUAAACACUGGACAAUGUUCGUCGUUGCACGAACUGCAUUAACUCUCAAUUUUGCUUGAAAAAUCUUGUGCUUGCGUUCGUUUGGUUUCGAUCUUCAAUGUUGCGUAGAAUAUUAACCAUUAUUGCUGAAAUAAAACGACGAUAAAGCUUCUCAUGCCAAUAUAUUUCGUGCACGGUAAAGUCGCCAGUCUCACCCGGAGCGAUUAACAUCUUUUAUCAUCCUGGGACGCUUAUCAUCCCGGAUUGAGUGUCCAUCUAAACUCACUAGACGGGCAGCUUAGUGACUAGGGUAUGCAUAAAAAAGGUAAAAUGUAUGCACUCCAGCCAGCGAUGGCAAGAUCUCAUAUUUAGGAAAAUUUUCAGUUCACUUACCACUCUUUGUGCGCAUAAAAUUCCUACGAAUCAUAAUCCUGUUGAAUAAGAGUGACAUUAUUGUAUUAGAUUUGGUAAGCAUUUCUCAUUAGGGUACAUUUUAUUUCCAUGCGUCGACGAUAAGGUAAAUUGCAAGCGCAAGUACUUUGUGUUAUUUCAAUUGAAAUUGAAAGAAGUUAGGUUCAAUGAAAAUAUUGUGUCUAAGUCAAAGUUUGUAAUAUGGAACAAUUUGUUUAGUUGUCGACCUAGCAUUUAUUUUAGUGAUUAAAACUAUUUAUGCAA
This is a messenger RNA of Hyalella azteca, 3154 nucleotides long. RefSeq names its product proclotting enzyme-like. Gene Ontology annotation, biological process: proteolysis. The coding region runs from base 57 to 1697 and encodes 546 amino acids. NCBI's taxonomy places the organism in Eukaryota, Metazoa, Arthropoda, Malacostraca, Amphipoda, Hyalellidae. Gene Ontology annotation, molecular function: serine-type endopeptidase activity. The record is from RefSeq and is a predicted model, not a curated record. The transcript has 9 exons.